UAAAAUUUGUCAAAAGAAAAUAUAAAAAAUUUUCAUGUAAUUUUCCAAUUUUUUUCCCUGAAAUCUCUUUUUGAAAAGAAAAUCCAUGAUAUCAACAUAAAAAGUACUCAAUUCGUAUUUAUUUUGCAUUUUCCACGUCGCAAAACUUGCAGACGUUGAAUAAAUUUGUAUUUUGUUCAAAAAAGUUUCUUUGUUUUUGAAAGGUAAUUAAUCCAGUGGUUAUAAAUAUAAUUAUCACAGAAAAAUGGACGGAAAUAAAGACGAAGCAAAUCGUUGCAUUGAUAUCGCAAUUACAGCUCUUACCGAGGGAAAGAUUGAAAAAGCUGAAAAGUUUUUAAAUAAAGCCGAAAAAUUAUAUCCCUCUCAAAGGGCUAAGGAUUUUCUUGCAAAAGUUAAAAGCUUCCCAACUCAACAAGGCAGAAAGAACUCUUCUCCUGAUGCACAAGGAGAAGGUGUUCGCAAGCGCAAACUUUCCGAUUCUAAGCCAUCGGAGCCAGAAUAUUCGAAUGACCAGUUGGAAGCUGUAAAAAAAAUCAAAAAAUGUAAAGACUAUUAUCAAGUCUUGGGAGUAACCAAAGAAGCAACAGAUUCAGAAAUCAAAAAAGCCUAUAAAAAACUUGCCCUGCAAUUGCAUCCCGAUAAGAAUAAGGCUCCUGGAGCUGUAGAAGCAUUUAAAGCCGUUGGUAAUGCAGCGGCCGUCUUAACCGACGUCGAAAAACGUAAAGCUUACGAUUUGCAUGGUAUCAAUGAACCAUUUAAUCCACAUGGAGGUGGUGGAAACACUUCAACCGGUGGCAUGGGUCGAACAUACUACGCAAAUGAUUUCGCCUACUCACGUAAUUUCCAAGGUGAUGUUACAGCUGAGGAAUUGUUUAAUAUGUUCUUUGGUGGGGGAAUUCCCCAACAGAAUAUGUACAGGCAAAGACGUCAGCGGGCUGAAACGCAGAGGGGCGAAAGAGAAAAUCAAUCUAGCUCCUCAGCGUUGAUCAAUCUUCUACCAAUUUUGCUUUUAAUUGGUCUUAGCAUGAUGUCAUCAUUUUUCAUAUCUGAUCCGAUUUAUAGUCUCCAGCAAUCACACAAAUAUUCUGUAAAACGUGAAACAAAUGCCUUAAAAAUUGCUUACUAUGUAAAAGACAACUUCUAUUCAGAAUAUCAAGGUUCUGUUGGACGAUUAGAAGCAUCAGUUGAAGAAGAAUUUUUAAAUCAUUUAAAACAUUCAUGUAGUAGAGAAAGAAAUUAUCGAGACGGAAUUUUAUCGAAAGCAAGAGCAUUUGGUGAUCGUGACUUAUUUAGAAAAGCUCAAAGCAUUAAUACACCAUCAUGUGAAAAUUUACAAAAAUAUCUAAAUGCGUAGCUUGAUUAAAAAAAAAACAUUCGAGGGUUUUUGCAAAUGUUUUGAAUAAAAUAUAAGAAAUAUAUAAUAACAAUGAAAAAAAAAACUUAAAUCUUAGAAAAAUUAUAGAAAAUGAAACAACAACAACUAAAAAAGAAGUUAUAUAUUUUUAAUCCUUAUAAUCGCAUAUCUUGACGUGUCUUUUAUUCAAAAUGUUAAAUUUUAAAAGGAAAUGGUUAUAAAGUUGAGCUAAAUAGAAUCAAUUGUAGAUAUAAAAAGAAACCAUGGCAGAAGUAAUCUAUACAAUUGCUUUUGCUUUGGGUUAUAAGACAACAAGCAACGGAAGACAUUUUACUACUUUGGUCUUAUUUCAAUACUGAAAUUUAGUCCUAUUUUUCAGUUCUAUAACUAUGGAAAAGUCUUAAUAUUAUCACCAAAAACUGCCACCAAAUCCGUUAAUAAUUCCAAAUUGUAAUUGAUACGAAAUAUUUGGUGAUAAUCUUCUUUCGGGUUUCAUAAGAGUUUCCAAUUGUGGGGAAUUCGUGAUAAAUCGUUGCCUGAAAAUAGAUUGAAUCGUCUUUCGGUCAAGUGUUCAAUUAGAAGGACGUUUUAUACAAAUUUGAAAGAUAUAACGAGAACUUCAACAAUUUAAAGAAGAAGAAUUAAUCUAUAAAUAUUUCAUCUCAAACCUUAGCUUCUUGGGAAACCGACUUCUUAAAUCAACUUAAGAACCUGUGACCAAAUUUCUCUAUAAACCGACCUGUUAAUGCCCAGUUUCCGCUCAACUUUAUGACCAACCCUUUUCCUCUUAUGUUUGCUUGCUAUAAUUCUAUUAUUUUUUUUCCAUUAAAAGGCACUGCGCUAUUUAUUUUUUCGGGGGGAUUGCAAAGUGGAA
This is a messenger RNA of Eupeodes corollae, 2228 nucleotides long. RefSeq names its product dnaJ homolog subfamily B member 14. The record is from RefSeq and is a predicted model, not a curated record. The transcript is spliced from 7 exons. The coding region runs from base 245 to 1354 and encodes 369 amino acids. NCBI's taxonomy places the organism in Eukaryota, Metazoa, Arthropoda, Insecta, Diptera, Syrphidae. Gene Ontology annotation, biological process: cellular response to misfolded protein. Gene Ontology annotation, molecular function: Hsp70 protein binding. Gene Ontology annotation, cellular component: endoplasmic reticulum membrane.